AGUCCCCACUUAACACAAAAGCGCAAUGCGUCAGUACGGAACAACGUUUUGACAUUUAUUUUAAUUUUAAAUUUAGUUUUAUUUUUAACUUAAAAUGUGACGUAAUAAAAGUGGCCAGUUACAAUGAGUGCAUAUUUUUCCUACAGACGACCUAAAAUGGAUUACGGUAGCAAAAGGAUACCAGAUUAUACUGAAUUGGCCUACAAAGAGGCGGUCUCGAAACUCAGAUAUUUCUUAUCUGGUAGUGCUCCGAGCGUACGUAGUUACGGUGGAUCAGCAUCAAUCAAGAACUUGGAUGAAUCCGACGGAGAUUUAGAUAAGAAGUAUUCGGCUUACACCGGCUUAAACGAGUAUAAGCCGCGGCCGCGACUCACAGCUAAAUAUACCACGUUGUACGCUGACAGUUUGAAUAACUAUACACCAAAAGUAACUACGACUCCACAACCAGCACCGCAAGCUCCGGCCCCCGAUCUAUCCGGCGGUACCAACCCUGACGUCGUCAAUUUCAUACAGAAGCAAGAAGAGUACAUUGAACAACUGGAACGUGAAUCACAGUACUGCAGGGAUGAACUCAAUAACCUUUUAGGUAAGGUAAAGGAGGUGAUAUCGGAGAACGAACAUUUACACGAGGCGCAGAAGAACAAGAUUAUCUCGCGCAUGUUCCACUACGAUUCAGAAACGGAUGAACUGGAAGACGUCGGGGACAGCACGGGCUUGGAUAGUGAUAAUAAGGCAACUCCAUCUAAGUCCCGUCGCGCUAAACCACGCGCCACAAAGUUGGAAGGACCAAACAUCGUGUUCGAAUCGCGGAUCGCGGAAUUAGAAGCCCAACUGACGCAAGCAAAGAUCGAUCUGAAGAAAAUACAGGAUGAAAACAACGAGAACAAACGAAAGCUGGCCUCUGGUCUCGUCGAUUCCACUUGUCUCGACGGAUUCAAGAGACAGAUUGAUAAUUUGCAAAGAGAUAAAUCAACAUUGGAAGCUCAGAUCGCCAAGUUGAAGACGAACUUGGAACAGAAGGAUAGCGACGGCGAGGGUCGCUACAAGCGGUCUGAUGUAGUGGAACACCAGCUCAGAGAGGAGAGGAACAACUUGGAAGCUGAAGUACGAAGAUUGAAGGAUGAUUUAGCUAAAGAGAGAAGCAAGAUACGUGAGCUGGCGGGCGAGGGAGCAAGACGGGCGAUACAGGAGCGCAAUUCCGCAGAACAGCGUUAUAAUGCGCAUUUUGAUGAGUUACAGCACGAUCUUGCAGCUCAGUAUGACAAUGUCGCCAAGUUACAGUUGGAGUUGGAUCGUCAGCGCCGUGAGGAAAGUGAUCUGAAACGAGAGAUAUCAAUGAAGAAUGCGAAUAUUGAAGAACUUAAAAUGGAACUUAAAAACAAAACAGCAACACUUCAAGCCGAUUUGGCCCAGGCUAAUGCAGAAAAAGCAUCCCUUGAAGAGGAAUUGGCCAACGCACGUUUGGCUAUAGAGCGUCAACAGAGACAGGCGAAGCAUGAAACCAAUCGACUCAAUUCCGAGAUUCAAUCACUCCGUCAGCGUCUAGACCGCGCUGAUGCUGAUCUGGUACACUCUCGUCGUGAGAACUUACGUCUCUCUGAACAAAUCUCUACAUUGGAAAAGGAGUUAAAUAUGAAAAGUUUGACACCGAUAUCUCCGGAGAAGAAUAAAAAAGAGAAGGAACUAUCAACAAUGCUGGAGUCCAUGGAAAAUAAACAUGCUAAAACCGUGGCUGAGUUGGAGACCAUGAUACAAUCACAAAACAGUCUGAUGGAGAAACUCACCGGCGAAUGUCGUUUGCUUACAGACAAGCUCGACGACGCAAAUCGUAGGCACAAAGGAGAAAAGACACAUUUGCUUUGCAGGAAUGUGGAACUUAUGAGGAAACUUCGAAACCUUUGGUCUUCUCAUAAGAAAUAUUGCACCACCCUACCACCUUAUAGAAGUUACACGCCAUUAAGUGGUUAUCCAAAUAGCAGAUCAUCUUAUGAUUUAGAUCGCACCUACUAUACUUCGACACCUAACACAUAUAGAAAUAGAUUUAGAAGAUUGGACGAUGAACUAAACUCAGCUAGAGAUAUUAGUAAUUUGACGAGUAAUUUCAGCGAUCUAUCAAUUGAUAAAAUUAUUGAUUCUGAUGAUGAUCAGUUAAAGGCAAGAACUGGCAACUCUGCAGCGUCAAGUAGAGAUGCUCGGUCGCUCGCUGCGAACGAACGUCACGACUGCACCUAGCAAUUAUCAAGCACCUUCCCCGCACACUACCACAACCAACCGGACUACACCAUAUCCCACAGCCGAUACCCGACGAGACAAUACCGGAGAUGACUCCACCGGACACGCCACGCUCCAACAACAGCCGACUGAGCAACCGGACAGACUUGUCAGUGAUAACGACCAAACAACAAGAGUAGAAGAAGACAGCCAUCAUAUCAUAGAAGACACACAGAAAGCACAACCAAGCUCACAAGAAGAAACUAACACACAUGAACAAAUAAAUCAAAUUAUCACACAUCAAACAAAUGAAGAAAUAAACAACACAAAUGAACAAAUCGAACAACCUACAGAAGUCCAUGAACAACUAGAGAAUAAAAAUUAUACAGAUGAAAAUUAUGAACAAUACGAUCAAAAUUAUGAACAAACCCCAUCUAAUACAGAAUAUAAUCAAGAAGAAUAUGAACAAAAUCCAAACCAAAACGAACAGAAUUUAGAACAAACUUAUGUAGAACCUCAGUAUGAAAAUUACGAACAAUACCCACAGCAGUACGACAACCAAUUUGAAAAUUAUCCACCUGAAGGUAACUAUCAAGGGGAAACUUAUGAAGAUCAGCAAUAUGCUCAAGAAUAUCCUACAGAAUAUGAGGAAGUCAACCCUCAAGAAGAAACAAUAGAUUCAAACCCCGUACAAGAAGAAUUAACAGAAAAUAUAUCCAAACACCCGGAACUUGCAUCACAAGAUGUGAAACAAGACAAUUCUGAUAGCAAAAGUCCAACUAAAAUUGAAGUUAAUAAAAGUUAGCAAUUGAUUUAGUUUGAAUUAAUUUCAUUUGUGCAAUAUUUGUUAUUACUUAUGUUUGCUUUUUUAGUUUAUGAAAUUGUCACAAAUCUUAUAAAAUGUGAUAGAAAUAAAUUAGUG
Molecule: messenger RNA, 3133 nt
Organism: Papilio xuthus (Asian swallowtail)
Lineage: Eukaryota; Metazoa; Arthropoda; Insecta; Lepidoptera; Papilionidae
Product: serologically defined colon cancer antigen 8 homolog
Exons: 16
Coding region: 124-2232 (702 amino acids)
Biological process (GO): centrosome cycle; establishment of cell polarity; neuron migration
Cellular component (GO): centrosome; centriole
Source: RefSeq, a predicted model, not a curated record